Messenger RNA from Ylistrum balloti, 675 nucleotides. RefSeq lists its product as uncharacterized. The transcript is spliced from 6 exons. NCBI's taxonomy places the organism in Eukaryota, Metazoa, Mollusca, Bivalvia, Pectinida, Pectinidae. Bases 1 to 675 code for a protein of 224 amino acids. The record is from RefSeq and is a predicted model, not a curated record.
AUGGGAGAUGACUUCAGAGAGUUACCAGGGAUAGUAAUAAGGAGCCCGGAUGUCCAAACUCCAAGCGACACUGAUUUACGCCUUUCACGAAACAACUUCGAACAGAAUUCUAACGAUCACAAUAAGAUACCCAAACCUAUUAAACCGGUAGAGGAUACGUUAUUGCAUCAAGUAAACGAUUAUUUCAAAGGCAGAGUAUUACGAGGUGAGAACGACCCUGUACCUACAUCAGAUGGAAGUCUUCUUCACCAGGUCGGCGACUUUUUCAAAGGAAAGAAAUCUUUGCACUCAGGCAAGGCAUUACGAGGUGAGAAUAACCCUGUACCAACAUCAGAUGGAAGUCUUCUUCACCAGGUCGGCGACUUUUUCAAAGGAAAGAAAUCUUUGCACUCAGGCAAGGCAUUACGAGGUGAGAACGACCCUGUACCUACAUCAGAUGGAAGUCUUCUUCACCAGGUCGGCGACUUUUUCAAAGGGAAGAAAUCAGUUAUUGCAGAUCUUGCAAUGAGAAAGUUCUCAGCCCAUUGGGUACCAAGACUUUAUCCACAGGCCAAACAACACAAAAAACAGUGUAAACCAUGUAUGCAACCUGGUUCACCCCCGUCAAAGGCAAAGACGUUCCAUCAGCUUGGAAUGUUAAGGCCUUGGUUUUCGGAGAUGCUGAUUAUAUUCUGA